GUCUCUUUAUUUACGCCUACCUCCCAGUCCUUGGCAAUCUGACUAAUAACAAACUGAGCUAACUAGAAAGACUCGACCGUGAGGAAGGAGAGCUGUACAGCAGUCUGGAUCUACAACCAAAGAAAGCAAGAGUGAACACCCCCGGGUCUCCGCAAAGCGUCUUGUUUAUUUACAGUGAUCAGCAGCUUGUCAAUGGUUAACUAUAUGCAAAACAAAGUCAGCAUAGCUGUGAAGUAUGCUGUGAAUAUUAAUUGGGGGAGAAAGGGACUCUGGCUUCAGGAUGCUCCAGUGUGUGUUCUGCCUGCAAGACUUUCAAUGAAAAUUUAAGGGCUCAGCGUUUCGCCUUCGACCAGAUGUUUUAACUUUCUGAAGCUAUGGGACUUGAGAAAAAGUGAUAUUUGAGGAGAAAGUGCACUGUGGUCCUGUGGUUGGUGUUUUCUUUUUCAAUAAAGAACCUGAUUGACUUUGGACACUUUUUCCAGCUGGGCAUUUCAUAUCGCACCAGGAAGUGACUGCUUUACAGAGUCAGAUCCAAUCAUAUGACAAAAUGAAGCUGUGGACUUAUCUCCUUUAUCCAUCUCUUCUUGCUUGUCUGUCUCUACAGUCCCAGUCACCAAUGCCCUCAGUCAGAGGCUCUUGCGACACUCUUUGUAAUUGUGAGGAGAAAGAUGGCAUAAUGAUAAUAAACUGUGAAGAAAAAGGAAUCAAUAAAUUAUCCCAAAUCAGUGUGCCACCAUCAAGACCUUUCCACUUAAGCUUAUUAAAUAAUGGCUUGACAAUGCUUCACACGAAUGACUUUUCUGGACUUACCAAUGCCCUUUCAAUACACCUUGGAUUUAACAACAUAGCAGACAUAGAAACUGGUGCAUUUAAUGGCCUUGGGCUUCUUAAGCAACUUCAUAUCAAUCACAAUUCUUUGGAAAUUCUUAAAGAGGAUACCUUCCAUGGUUUGGAGAACCUGGAAUUCUUACAGGCUGAUAAUAAUUUCAUUACGGUAAUUGAACCAAGUGCCUUCAGCAAGCUCAACAGGCUGAAGGUGUUGAUUUUAAAUGACAACGCUAUUGAGAGUCUUCCUCCAAACAUAUUUCGAUUUGUUCCUUUAACCCAUCUAGAUCUUCGUGGGAACCAGUUGCAAUCAUUGCCUUAUGUUGGCUUUUUAGAACACAUUGGCCGGAUAUUGGAUCUCCAAUUGGAGGACAAUAAGUGGGCCUGCAAUUGUGAAUUGUUGCAGCUAAAAAACUGGCUAGAAAAUAUGCCUCCACAAUCUAUAAUUGGUGAUGUGAUAUGCUACAGUCCUCCACCUUUCAAAGGGAGCAUACUGAGUCGCCUGAAAAAGGAAUCUAUUUGCCCUACGCCACCAGAAUAUGAAGAGCAUGAGGAUCCAUCAGGAUCUUUGCUGGCCAUAACAUCUUCAACAAGUGACAGCCGCCUAUCAAGCAAGAAUACGUCCAUUUUGAAACAACCUACCAAAGCACCAGGUUUGGUACCUUAUCUUACAAAGCCAUCCACUCAGCUUCCAGUACCUUAUUGUCCUAUCCCUUGCAAUUGCAAAGUUCUCUCCCCUUCGGGACUUCUAAUCCACUGUCAGGAGCGCAAUAUUGAAAGCUUGUCAGAUCUACAGCCUCCUCCACACAAUCCUAGAAAGCUGAUUCUUGCAGGCAACAUCAUUCAUACCUUAAUGAAGUCUGACCUUACGGACUAUUUCACUUUGGAAAUGCUUCACUUGGGAAACAACCGCAUUGAAGUUGUGGAAGAAGGAUCGUUUAUGAAUCUGACACGACUCCAGAAGCUUUAUCUCAAUGGCAAUCAUCUGACCAAACUCAAUAAAGGCAUGUUCCUUGGUCUCCACAGUCUCGAGUAUUUGUAUCUUGAGUACAAUGCGGUAAAGGAAAUAUUACCAGGGACCUUCAACCCAAUGCCUAAACUGAAAGUUCUUUAUUUAAAUAACAAUCUCCUUCAAGUUUUACCGGCACAUAUUUUUUUAGGUAUUCCUCUGACUAGAGUAAAUCUUAAAACAAACCAAUUCACCCAUUUACCUGUAAGCAACAUCUUGGAUGACCUUGACUUCCUGAUACAGAUUGACCUUGAGGAUAACCCCUGGGACUGCUCUUGUGACUUGGUUGGAUUGCAGCAAUGGAUACACAAGCUUGGCAAGGGCACAAUGACAGAUGAUAUCCUCUGCACUUCCCCAGGGCAUCUUGACAAGAAGGAAUUAAAAGCCCUCAACAGUGAUCUUCUUUGCCCUGGUUUAGUGAAUAAUCCUUCCAUGCCAACCCAGAGUAGUUAUGUUGUUGUCACUUCUCCCACAGUGGCGGCAGAUACAGCCGGUACUCUCUUCAGUUCUCUCACUGAUGCUGUGCCCCUAUCAGUUCUAAUAUUAGGACUCCUGGUUGUGUUCAUAACUAUUGUAUUCUGUGCGGCGGGGAUCGUGGUUUUUGUCCUCCACCGUAGGAGAAGAUAUAAGAAGAAAAAAGUGGAGGAACACCUGAGAGACAACAGUCCUGUACACUUGCAGUACAGCAUGUAUGGCCAUAAAACAACCCACCAUACAACCGAAAGACCCUCUUCCUCUCUCUAUGAACAACACAUGGUGAGCCCAAUGGUUCAUGUCUACAGAAGUCCAUCCGUUGUUCCAAAGCAUUUGGAAGAAGUUGAGGAAAGAAAUGAUAAAGAGGGAAAUGAUGCAAAACAUCUUCAAAGGAGCCUGUUAGAACGAGAAAAUCAUUCACCCCUCACAGGUUCAAAUAUGAAAUACAAAACUACAGACCAAUCAACAGAUUUCCUGUCAUUUCAGGAUGCAAGUUUAUUAUAUAGGAACAUUUUGGAGAAAGAGAGGGAACUACAGCAGCUUGGCAUCACAGAGUACCUAAGAAAAAAUCUUGCUCAGCUCCAGCCAGAUGUGGAGGUUAACUAUCCUGGGGCCCACGAGGAGCUAAAAUUAAUGGAAACAUUGAUGUACUCACGACCAAGGAAGGUGUUGGUAGAACAGACUAAAAAUGAAUACUUUGAGCUCAAAGCUAACUUGCAUGCUGAACCUGACUACUUAGAAGUCCUGGAGCAGCAAACAUAGAGGGGCUGUUUGUGGGCUUUUGCAGAAACGCUGUGAUUCUGACUUAAGUCCAAACUUUUGAAAUAAGUGCCUUACGUGGGUGUUAUCAAUCAGAAUUCAGCACAGCAGUAAUCCUAUGAGAGAUGAAAGAAGAAAGUGAAACUCAGGGACAAUUGAGGAAGCCAUGGCAUUAUCAUCAGGCAAUAUAGCCUGUUCCAAAUAAAACAAGUCCUUGCAUAUAACUGUUGCAAGGAGUACGUAGUAUUGCUCCAUAUGCUUACAAGUAUUUCAUAGAAUUUCUCUUGCACACCUAAAGGGUUGAACACAUAAAAAGCUCCAGUUUUCUUGGAUACUCUAUUCAUGACUAAAUACAAUUAAAUUUCAUCAGUUAAGUAUAUACCUGUAUAUAUAUAUAUACAUACAUAGUAUGUAAGGAAUUUAUUCAUAAUCACAUAUAUUUCUGAAAUUUAUAUUGUCAAUCACACUAAAUUUUCUCAUAAAAAGUGAAAGGGGAACUGGAACUUAAAUUUAAAAAGUGGCAAUAGUAAGUAAAAAUGUAAAUUUUGUAAUUACCUGGGCCAUUAAUGAUUCAGAAUUUUCAACAAAGGGUGCCAUUGCUAAGGUUUCUGAAUUCAGACUCAAGAUGGCAAAUAGUUCCUGUGGGAUAAAUAAGCAAAUGUGUUAGUUUAAUCUACACAUUUUCUGUGGAUAUUUUUUGAUGUAAUGCUGCUGUGAACCUAAGGUAUGUGAUUUGUGUUUGACAUUCUAUUCUUCUUGGGAUAUUUUUUUUAAAUGCUACUGAGAUUCUACUGUAUAUAUGAUUAGAGCACUUAGUAAGUUUGCUUCUUUUCAUAGUGUUAAUUAUUUGUACAACUGGAUGAUAAUGAUAAAAAACAUGUCUUUUGUGGCAUUUAAUUCAAAGGUAUAAAAUGAAUAGUAAAACUUAUUUUAUUUUUAUUGACAUACACUGAUAGGUACUGUAGAUUAGUAGCAAGAGGCGUUUCUACAGGUAAGUGUUCUGAGCUGCCUCAGGAGAGGGACAGUGUAGCUUUAUUUUACAAGAAGGUAUCACUAGAUUUCUAUGAACUAUUUAUUCUGUACAGUUUUGUAUAUUUUUGGUUCACAAGAUAAUUAUACUUGGGUGCCUUUUAAGAAAGUUUAAGAUUAUUGCUCACUUCAAUAAAAGUAAAAUGAAAACAU
Molecule: messenger RNA, 4249 nt
Organism: Mus caroli (Ryukyu mouse)
Lineage: Eukaryota; Metazoa; Chordata; Mammalia; Rodentia; Muridae
Gene: Slitrk6
Product: SLIT and NTRK like family member 6
Biological process (GO): axonogenesis; positive regulation of synapse assembly
Cellular component (GO): plasma membrane
Molecular function (GO): protein binding
Source: RefSeq, a predicted model, not a curated record